Molecule: messenger RNA, 3622 nt
Organism: Pseudoliparis swirei
Lineage: Eukaryota; Metazoa; Chordata; Actinopteri; Perciformes; Liparidae
Gene: ints5
Product: integrator complex subunit 5
Exons: 4
Coding region: 117-3167 (1016 amino acids)
Biological process (GO): snRNA 3'-end processing
Cellular component (GO): integrator complex
Source: RefSeq, a predicted model, not a curated record
GCACCCUUUCCAUAUAUUUCUGUCCCUGAAUUGGACAGAGAAAUCAACAAAAAAGCUGCCACAGUUUCUCCCGUCGAUGCCCCUCAGUCGCAAGGAGGAUUUGAUGUAAAGGUUUAAUGUUAAAAGACCAAACUAUGUCUGUAGUGUUGGACGGGAGUCCGCUGAAAGCGAUGCAGAGCUCACACACUCACAGCCCCCAGACUGCCCUGAGCACCCAGGAACUCUCCCAGGAGAUCAAGUCCUUCAUCAAUGGUGUUGACACCGUUCAGGGCCGGAAGCUCAGUGUCCGGGAACAUGCCCGUUGUGCUGUGCGCCUGCUGCGCUCAGUCCCGGCCUGUCGAGGGGCGGUGCUGGAGCAUCUGAGGGGCGUGUAUGAUGAGCAUGUCUCUGCCUUCCUGCACAACCUGGAGACGGAGAGCGAUGCCAGCGCUGCGGUCAGCGCCAAUCUGGAGGACAUCAUACAGGAGGUUCAUGGCGUACUGUCCGAAUUCAUCCGUCUCAACCCCCGAGCCUGGGCCCCUCUGGUGUCCACCUGGGCUGUGGACUUGUUGGGCCAGCUGAGCAGCAAGCACGCGGGCCGCAGGGUGGCCCCCCACUCAUCCAGUCUCAAUGAGCUGCUCCAGCUCUGGAUGUCCUGUGCUGCCACCCGGUCCCUCAUGGAGGCCUACUCCCAGUGUUUGGCUGCCAUGCUGGCCUGGUGCCCUGAUGGGUGUGUGAAUGCGCUGUUGGACACCUCAGUUCAGCACUCCCCGCAUUUUGAUUGGGUAGUGGCUCACAUCGGCUCCGCCUUCCCCGGUACUAUAAUCAGCCGAGUCUUGGCAUGUGGACUUAAGGACUUCUGCUGUCAUGGCGCUCAGGAUCAAGGGCCAAUGGUGAUGGUCGGGGAUAAAGGCAGCAGAGUGCCAAAGAUUGGUUCAGUGGUGGGAAUCCUUGGACACCUUGCAGUGCACCACUCAGCCAGCAUCAGAAAGGAGCUGCUCAGGAUGUUUCAGGAAAGCCUGAGUCCGUCAAGUCCUCUAUCUCCUACUUCAUCCUCAACAUCUUGGGAGAGUUCUCCUCAACAUCGUCGUGCCGCAGUACCAUUUCUGCUUCAGCUGGCUGCAAUGUCCCCCAACCUAUUUGGUGCAGUGUCGGCAGAGCUUGUCGAGCUGCUGCGCCCUCCUGUUCUGCUCCAGCUGCAGGCCUUGCUGCAGGGCCUUCCCAGAGAGGAACUGGAUAACAUGCUGGGGCUCGCGGUCCACCUUAUUAGCCAGAGCCCAUCAGGAGGGUCCCGGGUCCUCCGUUUUCUGGCAGACACAGCAACCCCGGCCUCGGUCAUCAUCUCUGGGCCUACACCCUCCCCCCAUGAAGGUGUCAGAGAAGGCUGUGAUCGCCUCCUCCAGAUGCUGCUACUGCAUCUCCACAAACUGGUCUUCAACCGCUCCGAUGGAGCCGAAGUCAACUCCCAUUACUCGGCUUCCUCUCAACCCCAGCGUGUUAUCCCUUUCCUGGAGGAGCUGCAGUCCCACGUAGGUGAGCUCUGUGCUGAGACACUGCGACUGGAAAGGAAGCGCCACCUCUGGCUCCACCAGUUGCUGUGUCUUCUGUCGGUGUAUGGAGGUCCCAGUGUUGCCACUGAGGCGCUCUGCCAGCUACUCACCCAGGCCCACAACCCAGAGGAGCUGGCUCUGGCCUGGCAGCUGCACACUACACUCUCCUCCUGUAUGGCAGGACUCAUUCCGGCCGCUGUAGUCCGCUGUGUAGCCCAGAUCCAUACACACACUGUGGGGCCCCGAAAACUGAAGCAGCUGUUGCUUAACCUGGCUACAGUGAUCCAGAGUCUGGAGGAGGAGAGAAGAGGAGCUGCAGGUCUUCAGUCUUCCAUGGCCAUCCAGAUGGGCUCAGCGGUCUCAGGACAUCUCCAUGAUUUCGGCCCACUCCUUCUCCACGGUGACUCUUCCGUAUCUCAUGCCACGGUGCGCCUCCUGUCCUGUAGCCCACUCCCACGCGCCUCCUCCCCAGCACACCUGCUCCUGCUCUCACGCGCUGCCGUCACUCAUUUCUUUAUGGCGCUGCGGAGAAGAGUAGAAGGAGGGCAAGUGGGGAGAGAUGGGGGACAGGCAGGCGAGGCGGUGAACUGUUCAGGCCUCCUCCUGUCCCGUUUGGCAGCGUAUUCUUCGCUCACUCUCAAAGCGGUGCUUCAGCAGUUGGUUGAGGGAUCCCUCCAUAAAGGCAACGCUGGAUUGUUUGGAGGGCAGAUCACAGACAUGUCUGGAGACCCUUUGCUCGCCCCAUCGGUGUCUCCUGACAUCGGAGCCUCGUUGCUGGAUAUCAACUGUCGGUUCGGUAACAUCGUCAACUUCUCAGGCAGCGUGUGGUCUGUGUUUCAUGCCGGGGUGAUUGGCAAGGGGCUGAAGGUCCGCACUGACACACAGCUGCUGGACCCAUCGGGCGUCAUGCAGAACGUCCAGACUCUGCUGACUGUCGUCGUCCAGUGUUGCAGCUCUUCUGGUCUCAACGGCUCCAUCAGCAGCUCACGGCUCUCACCGCCAUCUGACCCAGACGAGCCGCUGCCUAUCAACGCCGAAGCAGCCAAGGUUAUUGCAGUUACCUUGGUGGAAAACGUCUGUCCAGAUGUGGCCAAUGGUGAGCUGUCUUGGCCCCCGGAAGAGCACGCCCGCACCACGGUGGAGAGAGACAUCCACAUUCGACGUUGCUUUGAGGCCCACCCAGUGCUCUUCCCUCUGCUUCAGGUGGUGGCAGCUGGACGCCCGGCGCUCUGCUACUGCUCAGCUGUGCUCAGAGGCCUCCUGGCCGCUCUGCUGGCCCACUGGGAGGCAUCUCGUGAGAUGUUGUCCACAGACUACCCGUGGCACCUCCAGGCCUCUUGCCUCCUGGUGUCUUGCAUGGGAGAAGGCCAGUUCCUGCCUCCUGUCCUGGCCAACGUCCACGAAGUCUUUCCCCACCUUACCCCCUUCGAGGUGAGGCUACUGCUCCUGACUGUGUGGGAGUAUGUCAGAGGCAAUGGGCCCAUGCCUCAGAAGUUUGUCUUCAGCUCUGAGAAGGGGCUGUUCUGCAGGGAUUUCUCUCGGGACGGUGACGUGGCAAGAUACGUGGCACCAAUUCACAGUGUCCUGCAUAAAAACAUUGAUAGAUUGGGACAUCUGUGCUGGCGGUUCCAGCUCUAAAGGGUUGUGUGUAGACCGGGCAACAAUAAAUAAAUAGACAGAAUGCUGUGUUGCAUCGCUUCAAGAGUGUACUGCAAGGUUGCUCUUCACUGUACGUCAGUUCUUUGUGUGUGUGUGUGUGUACGUGUGUAUGUGUGUGUGUACCUUUUUUGUACCAUAUUUUUAGACUUGAUAUGUUUCUAACUAGUUGUUUAUGUGACAAUGACAAGGGGACAAGACCAAUGGCACACAUGUACAUUAUGUUAAUACAGAAUUUGCUCCACACAAAACAACCUUAAUGUGUGAUUUUGGUUGGAAAAUACAAUUUAACUUGGCUAAUUCACUUUUACAUUGUUUUGUUUUAUUUUCAGAUUGCAUAUGUUCUAAAAUUGUGGUGACAAACGUGCCUUCUAUCUGUUAUAUUCCCCAAAACUGAUGUUUAAACCACUUUACAAAAUAAAUAAUUUGGUCCUUAA